This is a messenger RNA of Gavialis gangeticus (Gharial), 2315 nucleotides long. It is a transcript of the gene SPATA1, whose product is annotated as spermatogenesis associated 1. The transcript has 13 exons. The coding region runs from base 495 to 2240 and encodes 581 amino acids. The record is from RefSeq and is a predicted model, not a curated record. Lineage: Eukaryota; Metazoa; Chordata; Crocodylia; Gavialidae.
UCCAGCCUCUGGAAGGAAUACAUCUUAUGUUUGUUGCAUGCGCUGUAAAAACAUAGAAGUGCAUACACAGUAACUAAGAUCUUUUGAUGAAAGAACCAAAUGUUACUUAGAACACAAGCAACUUUCAGUUGCAUGCUCAUGAUUGUGCAAUUUUCUGGGUUACUUAGGCGAUAUUCUGUUGUAUACUGUAGAGGGUGUGUUCACAUCAAGGGAGUAUUAAAUAAAUUAGGCAACACUUUGUUCCUUUCAGUUUGUCUUUGGUUUAGGUGGAGGACAUCAGCCUCAGGCUAGGACCUACCAGUAAUAAAAUUCUCUGCUGCUUUUUUCUCAAACAGAAAAGUAGAAAAGUGGGUGAAAAUGAAGGAAAUGAAUGAAAUGCCAUUUCAGACUUACUGGAUUUAUCAUAAUGCAUACUAUUAAGAAAAAUGCUUAGAUCCAAAAGAAAUUUUUAAAAGUCCAUCAGGAAAUCACUGUGACCUAGUACGGACAACACUAUGUCAUUCAGUCAAACCAGGCCUCCAACAUCAGAGUUGGUGGAGCUUCAUGUUUUUUACGUCCCAGAAGACGUGUGGAACUUCAAAUUGAAUACGAUUUCUGCAGAUCAUAUUAGCACAUUCAUUUCAGCUGGAUUUAUAAGGGCAUCUCCUUGCUUGACACUGAGAACACUACGGGAGCAGCUUGGAAAGUACCUAGGUGAAGAUGCUGUGGCAGAUAAAUUUAGAUUUCUAAAAUGUAUAGGGAAAAAGCUAGCAGUGGUGAAAGCAAAACAGGAAACAGAACUGGAACUCAAGUUGUUUGCUCCCCCAUAUGCACUUUCUCCUGAAUUGUAUUUUCUGCCUGGCUUAGACCAUUUAGAAAGUAUUUAUUCAUCAUCAUCCACAACUUCAGAAAGACAACACUUUUAUGAAGACCCUGCAGUACCCAGUAGCUAUGUCCAUGGAUCAACUAUUUUAAACCUUCCAAAGAGAAAGCUUGAAAAAAGUCAGGCAUUUCUAGAAAGUCCACCAAUAAAUCAUUUAAGUCAGAAUCAGAAAGAGCAUGGUUCUUCAGGAUGUAAUAAAAACGAAAAAGAAAUAAUUCAGGUUCAGCAUGACUCCAAACAACAUGAGGGAGUCCAGAACAACAGAAAUCGGGAAAAACUGAUUCCACAAAGAAGGAAAGACCAAACUGAAUCCCAGGGGUCUCUCUGCCUGCCAGGUCAUCUAAAUCCUGCAAAGUGGGAGUCCAAAAGAAAUCCUGCCUCUUCACAAAAUCCUCAGCAAACUCAUCUCAGUGAGAAUCAGAAGGAGUGUAAUACACUAAACUGGAAUGAGAAAGACAAAGGGACCAUUCCAGUUCUUCAUGUAAAAGAAAACCAUGAACAAAAGCAGAAUAAUCAGACUCAGGAAAGUCACAUCCCACAGAGAAGAAACGAUCAAAUCCCUACACUACUGGUUACAAAUAUGGAAUAUGAAGGAAAUUUAAAAGGUAGUUUAGAAAGAAAAACUACAGAAAAUUCCAGAUCUCCAGAAUCAUUGGAAGACAAUGUCCUACAAGAUGUUCAUAAUAAGAAAAGCCAUCAACAAGUAACUGGCAUGUCUGUUGCUGAUACUGGUGGGAAACAGGAUGAUCAGACAGCUGAGAAUAACUUAGGUCAUCCAGCACAUCCCAGUCAAUAUAUUUCCCCUCCUGCUUCACCUCUGCUGACUCUUCCUGUAGAUGCCACAGAAGCACCUGUAUUUCAGGUAGUGAAAAUCAAGCUGGCAGAACAGCUAGAACAAAGGAAGGCAGAAAGACUGCACAUGGAAAGAAUCAGAGAGGAACUGAUCAAGAAAGCCAAAGGCCUGCUGGAACAAAACCAACUGAAAAGAUAUCACGCUCGCCAGGCAUGGAAAAAGAAGUACUUUGAAACCAAAAAGGCUACAGCUUCACUUGAAGAUUAUUUAAAUAAAUUGAGGCAAGACUUAGAGCUUUCUCACCAAAAGUUACUGUCACAGCUGGAAGCCAGGGAUAGCUGGAAACGAGCAAAACACACAACACACGUUGCAGACUCUAAGAACGCCACCAUCAUUCGGAUCACCACAGAGCAACACGAAGUCGAUCACCUAAAGAGAAAGCUCGAUAAUAUCAAAAUGAAACUUAUCAUAGAAAUUAAGAUGAGAAAACAAGCAGCUUCUGAUUCACGAGUACUGAGAGCAGAGCUAGCACAGAAGAAGAUUCAGUCAUCUUUAAUGCUCCAGACUGGAAAACUAGUAAUUUAGAAGAUCACGCACCUUCGGAUUUUCUAGUGCAGGAGUUCUCAACCUUGUUAGAUUCAAGGCACCCCUUGGAAAAUG